UAAUUUCAUUUUCCACAUAAACAAUGAAAAUAACCAAACUGGUGAGAACUUUUUUGUCACAAAACCAAUGGUUCAAGAAUUGCAGAAACUUGAGGUCAGGGGCUGUGAAGGAGAGUGUGGAUUGUGUGGUUAUAGGUGCUGGUGUUGUGGGAAUAGCCGUAGCCAGAGAACUGUCUUUGAAUUAUGGAAGAAAUGUGUUGGUGAUCGAGUCGGAUUCGAGUUUCGGUACCGGUAGCAGUUCUCGGAAUAGUCAAGUCAUUCAUGGUGGCAUCUAUUACCCUCCUGCUUCUCUCAAGGGUCGUUUUUGCGUUAGAGGAAGAAGAUUACUGUAUGAAUACUGUAAACAACACGGGAUUCCUCAUAAGCAGAUCGGAAAGUUGAUUGUAGCUACUCGGCAUGAAGAAGUUCCAAAGUUGAGUUAUCUGCUGAAUCGUGGGAAUGAAAACGGAGUUGAAGGAUUGAGAAUGAUGGAGGCUUCUGAAGCAAUGGCAAUGGAGCCUCACUUGCAGUGCAUUAAAGCUUUAUGGUCACCUACUUCUGGGAUAAUCGAUUCGCAUUCCUUAAUGCUCUCACUAUUGGGUGAAGCCGAAAGUCACGGAACAACGUUUUGUUACAACAAUACAGUGGUGGGUGCUCAUUUCGAAGGAAAUCAAAUAUAUCUUCACGUUUCGGAAACCGAAACUGUAAAAAAAUGUGAUCAUCAUUCUCAACAGCACCCUGAUAUUCUACUUCUCCCUAAGCUUGUAGUGAACUCCGCAGGCUUGAGUGCUGCGGCUGUUGCAAGGUGUUUCCGUGGCAUAAACCCUGGAGUAAUCCCUCCAUAUUAUUAUGCGCGAGGUUGCUAUUUCUCCUUAUUAAGUAGUAAAGUUCCACCGUUUAAACACCUGAUUUAUCCUAUACCCGAGGAUGGCGGUCUUGGGGUGCAUGUUACGCUGGAUCUAGACGGGCAAAUCAAGUUUGGCCCCGAUGUUGAAUGGUUGGAUCCUAUAGAUGAUAUUUCGAGCAUACAGAACAAGUUUGAUUAUACAGUAUGUGCUGAUCGGGCCCAAAAAUUUUAUCCGGAAAUCAGGAAGUACUACCCUUCAUUGAAGGACGAUUCUCUGCAGCCUGGUUAUGCUGGCAUCAGACCGAAGGUUUCGGGCCCAGGAGCGGGCUUUGCUGAUUUUAUCAUUCAGGGAGAGGAGACUCAUGGAAUACCCGGACUCGUAAACCUCUUUGGUAUUGAAUCUCCUGGUUUGACUUCAAGUAUGGCCAUUGCAGAGCAUGUUGCUACCCAGCUUUCGGUUUAAUAUCUCAAUUGCUAACGACACCAAAUUUAUAAAGGCUCUGCCCCAAAAGGAGUCUGGGUCAAUUGCUACUUUUUAUGGUGACUAGCGGCGACGGUGGAGGUGGCUGCGGCAACGAUGGUGGUUGGAGGAUCUAUCACAAUGUGUAUUGAGCAUUUUUGGAAGACCAUCUGAGGACUUGGACCUAGCAUCAACAAGUGCUUUAUUGGUGGCUAAGUCUUCUCUGGUCUUUACCAAUUUGGUAACAAUGUCAUUAAUUUAAAUUUAUUGACAAACAAUUAUUAUCUUUCAAGACAA
Messenger RNA from Helianthus annuus (common sunflower), 1583 nucleotides. Its product is annotated as L-2-hydroxyglutarate dehydrogenase, mitochondrial. Gene Ontology annotation, cellular component: mitochondrion. Lineage: Eukaryota; Viridiplantae; Streptophyta; Magnoliopsida; Asterales; Asteraceae. Bases 24 to 1289 code for a protein of 421 amino acids. The record is from RefSeq and is a predicted model, not a curated record. Gene Ontology annotation, molecular function: (S)-2-hydroxy-acid oxidase activity; (S)-2-hydroxyglutarate dehydrogenase activity. The transcript is spliced from 6 exons.